AUGUCGAACAGAGACUCCGACAGCCCCUGGCCAUGGUUGUGGCAUGCUAAAGAAGCCAAUGAUGCAACUCCUAGGGCAACUACCACACUGCUUGUCAUAGCAAUCGCAGCUCUUAUUUUUUUCGCUUGGUUCAGGAGGCGGAAAAACACGAUGGCUCCAUUGCCGCCAGGGCCCCGAGGCAUGCCAUUCCUUGGGUACCUCCCAUUCCUAGGGACCCAUCUCCACCGGAAAUUCGCUGAAUUGGCUGAGACCUAUGGCCCCAUCUACAAACUCCGGCUUGGAAGCAAGUUAUAUAUUGUGGUUAACUCCGCUUCGCUGGGCAAAGAAAUUGUGCGGGACCAGGACAUGAUGUUCGCCAAUCGGGACCCGAAUAUCGCUGCUACCAUCGCAACAUACGGCGCAAGGGACAUUACCUUCUCAAGCCAGGGGCCUUAUUGGAGGAGUCUCCGCAAAUUGUUCAUACGGCAGAUAAUGAGCAAUGAGAGCCUUGAUGCCUGUUAUGAUUUGAGAAGGCAGGAAGUCAGGAAAGCUCUGAGUGAUCUGUAUAGAAGAUCCGGGGUCCCAGUAGAUAUCGGCGAAUUCACCCUUCUGCUCUUGAUUAACGUGGUGAUGGCGAUGCUGUGGGGCGGAACGCUUAAGGGAGACAAGUGCAAAGCUAUGGGCGCCGAGUUUCGAAAGGUGGUGGCCAGACUCAUGGAGCUCGUAGGUAGUCCGAAUGUUUCGGACUUUUUCCCGGCACUCGCUUGGCUUGACCUGCAAGGAGUGGAAAGGGACAUUAAAAGGGUGCAUCAGUGGCUUGAUGACUUUAUUCAGUCUGUUGUAGAUUGCGCCACUAAAGGAAGAACAAAUGAGCUGUUCGAGCAGAAGGAAGGAGAAUCUAAAACCAAUGAACAAAGAAAGGACUUUUUGCAGAUUUUCCUGGACAUGGAGAUGGAACUUGAAGAUGAUCAGUCUCCAAUGGACAAGACUGGAGCACUCAAAGCCAUUCUUACGGACGUCAUAGUUGGUGGUACCGAUACAACUGCAACAAUGGUCGAGUGGGUGAUGGCAGAGUUGCUGCAGAACCAAAAUCUGAUGAACAAAGCAGUCCACGAAUUGACAGAAGUCGUGGGGGAGGAUAAGAUGGUCGAAGAGCACCACUUGCCCGAAUUGAAGUACCUCAACGCUGUCAUCAAGGAAGCAUUUCGCUUGCAUCCGGCGCUGCCCUUAUUGGUGCCUCGGACCCCACAUGCUUCCUGUGUUAUCGGGGGUUACACGAUACCAAAAGGCAGUAACAUAUUCUUGAACAUGGGUUAUAUCCACAAGGACCCCAAGAUUUGGGACAAACCGUCGGAGUUUAGACCCGAGAGGUUCUUGGAAGAUCCCCAUGAGUAUGAUCUCUCGGGCAACAACUUCACAUACAUGCCUUUCGGUUCCGGUCGGAGGAUAUGUGCAGGGCUUCCGCUGGCAGAGAGGAUGCUAAAGUAUGUCUUGGCCUCUCUUUUGCAUUCGUUCGAGUGGGAACUACCGCGAGGGGCGGAGCUGGAAUUAUCGGACAAGUCCGGGAUUGUGGUCAAGAAAAUGAAUCCCCUGGUUGCCAUUCCCAGACCGAGAUUGUCCACUCCAGAGCUGUACAUGUCCAGAUAGAUCUUUUAUCAGAGUCUCAAGACUCUUCAUUUCAAUUCUACAACAUAAAAGUAU
Messenger RNA from Syzygium oleosum, 1680 nucleotides. RefSeq names its product flavonoid 3'-monooxygenase CYP75B137-like. The transcript has 2 exons. The record is from RefSeq and is a predicted model, not a curated record. NCBI's taxonomy places the organism in Eukaryota, Viridiplantae, Streptophyta, Magnoliopsida, Myrtales, Myrtaceae. Gene Ontology annotation, molecular function: monooxygenase activity; oxidoreductase activity, acting on paired donors, with incorporation or reduction of molecular oxygen; iron ion binding. Bases 1 to 1626 code for a protein of 541 amino acids.